AUGAAUCCUUUUCCGUGGAUAUCAUUCGAGACUUCCCCAGGCGAGAAUAAGCUGACGUACCACGAAAUUGCCGCUUGCGACACAGGUAGCUCUUUGGAGAAUAACUGCAGGCCAUCUUUUGUGACAUUUGUUGGAAAAAGGUCGAAGGCUAUUCUUCUGGACAGCCUCCUCGGCGGCGACGUCUCGGUACCCGUACAUAAAGAGGUGUACCUCUGGUCCUCUGCCCGAUUGCGAAGUGGUUGUGCCCCGCUUCUUAUCAUUGAUUGUGGUAUCCAGAAUCCACAUCUCCAUCCGCCUAACCCUGCACUCGCCCAAUCUUCGAGGCCGGCAACAUCAUGGCUAAUCUCGAAAGCUAUAAACAUCAACACGACAUUAUGUGGACGCAUCUUCUCACCUUUCUCUAGUGUUAUUUGCUGCUUUGUGAGCGACCUAGGUGGCCCCAAAGCUGUUGCCAAAUGGUUAGCUAGCCAGGCGACUACGCUAACGGCUUCCGGUCUGCCAACGGUGCCCCGCAUACUGUUAGUUGUGGAAACUACAUCCGACACGUUUGACGAAAGAAUCGCUGCGAACAAGGCUGCUAUCCUACUUUUCCAGGCUAUGCAGAAUAUGAGGAGCUACCAAGAUCCACUUAACAUACAGCGCGACAUUAAGCGACAGUUUGGGGAGAUCGAAGUUCUUGGUCUACAUGCCUCUAAAUCAACGGGAGUGCGUGCGCGAGCACUGAAAAGACGCGUGUUGGCCAUGUCUGAGGCAUCAAUGCAGGAACGUGCUAACACUUUCACUCAAUUCAGUUUCAAACAUUUUCAAACACUCACAAAACAGGCUAUAGGCAGCCUAAGUAGCGAUGCCUCUUUUCAUUUCUCUAGUGCGUCGCGACCCCACGGGUUUUCAACCGAGCUUCUCGAGGCCUGUCUCGUAGACUUCCUAAGUCAGCUUCCUAGUCAAGCUUGGCUUUGGCAUUUUGCUGCACCGAUUAUAGCUUCAGCUUUGCUGCUUGCUAGCUAUCCACCAAAUGCCCAUACUGCCAUUUCUUCGCAUACUGCUCAUGAAGACAUUCAAUUAAAAUUCCUGUCUGCUACCCUUCACGAAUUUCAUGAUGUAUUCACACUCUACAACAGCGGCAAAUCGUCUGCGAGCGAAGUACACCGCCAAAUACUUAGCACGCAUCACCCUCACCUAGCUAACCUUAAAAGCCACCGCUCAUGUUUCUGUUGCUUGUUGCGGAUGCCAGAGAAGGUUCUUGCAUGUGGUCAUGCGCUAUGCGAUCCUUGUAUUAAGAUAUUUGGUCGUCGAUCGCACUCUGAGAAGAAUACCUACGAUAUAUCAGAAUGUGUUUUGUGUGGAGUGAGUUACCAAAACUCAACCUUCCGCUUCGUCCCCCCUACGGCAGGUAUACGCGUUCUCAGUCUAGAUGGCGGAGGUGUACGGGGAGUGGUCCCUCUUAUGUUUCUCGAGCAUCUUGACAACUCGCUUGCCCCGCUUGGCUGUUCAGUCAAAGACCAUUUCGAUUUCGUGUGUGGCACUUCAGCUGGUGGGCUAGUUGUUAUUGGCAUGUUCUUGCUGCAAUGGGGUGCCACGGAAUCUAUUCAACGAUUUGAGCAAGUCGCUGGCAAAACUUUCGGCAACAAACGUAAAGUAAUGCUUGCUAGAACACUUCAGCUACUAGUAGCCUACCUUGAGGAUGGACAGUACAGUCUUACUGCAGUGCAAGAAGCAUUUAGGAUAACCCUCGACUCCCCGAUACAAAUGUUUAACCCAUUACGCAACGACACCAAGGUUGCAGUCACAACGACGGCUGUUCAUGACUGUUUGCCAUGGCUCUUCACAAACUACAAUGGGGGAAUGCGUCCUGAUGAUCUCGGGUAUGACGUUGUCCGUGCUGAGAAAGCACAUAAUGACAUCACUGUUAGUGAUGCGGCCUGUUGUACAUCAGCUGCACCUUGGUUCUUCAAGCCCCAAGCGAUUCGCACAUUGGGAAUCUUCCAGGAUGGAGGGCUUCAGCAUAACAAUCCUGCGAACAUAGCACAAUGGGAAGCAAGGUUUAUAUGGCCUAGCAAAGUAGAUCCCGAUUUCUUUCUCUCACUUGGAACUGGCACAUCUUCGGCGUCCGCAAGUUUUGGACCGCCUACCAGUCUCCGAUUCUACAGGCGACUAUUCAGAAGCUUCGAGCGCAGCUUAGACGGCGAAGACGCCUGGAAACGCUUCUACAAUUCGAUUGCACUAAGUUUACGCCCCAGAUAUCAUCGUCUCAAUGUACGCUUCACGGGAACAGAGCCCAGACUGGAUGAUGUGCUUCAGAUUCCGAGUCUGAAGGCGAGCGUAUUGGAAGUAGUCCAGGAAGACAAGAUUGCAGUAACGGCAGUCUUAGACGCGAUGAUUGCUUCGAUGUUUUACUUCGAGCUUGAUGAGCUUCCCCAACUUGAGAAUGGCGACUACAUGUGUACUGGCUACAUUUUCUGCCGUCUUGACAUCCCAAAAGAGGGCUUACGACACCUCUACAGUCAACUUCUAGAUACGACGUCGUGGUUUCUGAUACAAGGGACUCCUGUUCGUUGUGUGCAAUCUGUACCUAAAGGCCUCCCACCGUUCAAGAGGCGCAUCACAUUCCGCGCCGAAUCGGUAGAUGAACUCAUUGCCUUCUCUAUCCGAGGCAUUACAAGCACACCAAAGUUACUCAGCGGCUUUCCGACGACUCUGGCGAAGCUCAUUGAGGAUCAAAUGCUAAUAAGUCCAUUCGGCACAAUCAACCAUGUAUCAAACGAGAAGCCACUACCAGCACUUCCAAAGAAGCGAUGCAGCAUCUCACGACCUCGCCAGAGUAAACGUGGUACAAAACGUGUUCGUUUUCAGACCCGGUGUAGUAGUGAGAUCGCUGUAUAUAGAUGUGAAUAG
Cucurbitaria berberidis CBS 394.84 is the source of this 2892-nucleotide messenger RNA. RefSeq names its product FabD/lysophospholipase-like protein. Gene Ontology annotation, biological process: arachidonate metabolic process. The transcript has 6 exons. NCBI's taxonomy places the organism in Eukaryota, Fungi, Ascomycota, Dothideomycetes, Pleosporales, Cucurbitariaceae. The record is from RefSeq and is a predicted model, not a curated record. Bases 1 to 2892 code for a protein of 963 amino acids. Gene Ontology annotation, cellular component: membrane.